Messenger RNA from Copidosoma floridanum, 3088 nucleotides. RefSeq names its product diacyl glycerol kinase 1 (gene Dgk). Gene Ontology annotation, molecular function: calcium ion binding; ATP-dependent diacylglycerol kinase activity. Gene Ontology annotation, biological process: phospholipase C-activating G protein-coupled receptor signaling pathway. Gene Ontology annotation, cellular component: plasma membrane. NCBI's taxonomy places the organism in Eukaryota, Metazoa, Arthropoda, Insecta, Hymenoptera, Encyrtidae. The record is from RefSeq and is a predicted model, not a curated record.
GUCUUCGAAACGGCGCUGGUGAAAUCGAAGAGGAAAAGCCGUCCUGUGCCGGACCCUUUUCGGCCAAGGAGGGUCGCUAUGCCGAGACAAUGGUGACGAAAAGCUCGGCCUCCAAUGGCUAGCCGUUAAAUCUCCCGAGACAGAGGAACCGUCGCAACGAGGGAAGCAAGGAUGACCCUGCACUGGGAAAAGCUCUCGCCGGCAGAGUUCCAGCAGCUUCAGAAUUUGGCAACAUAUUCAUCGAAGAAGCUGCAGGACGUGCUGGAGGAGUUUUGCUCGGCACCGGGAGACCAAGCGGCCAAGUAUCAUCCAGAUGGGGAUAUCGAUUACGAAGGCUUCAAGAAGUUUCUCCAUACUUACCUCGAGUGCACGACGCCCGACGAACUUUCCCGGCACCUCUACCUCUCGUUCAUCAAGAAGGGCACCCGCGGCACUGGUUUUUUGCAGGUGCGUGAGAUGGCCGUGCUGUCUUCGACGACCGCCUGCGCCGCCAUCACCUCGCACACCACCUCCAACACGAACGUCAACAACACGGGCUUGAGCACGAGCCAGCCGAGCGAGAGCCACGGCUCGAGCCUCGCCGACAAGAUCCACGGCAUCACCGAGAAGCUCCAGGCCCUCGGUUACCACAGGGCGGACCCCGAGGCCUCCUCGCGCUCGAGAUUCGGGACUAUAUAUCCAGUGCGGGCGCUGCCGCACACCUCGUACAGCUGCCACGACGUGCUCGAGAGGAAGAGCACCGACACGAGCCCGAGCCACAGUCAGAUGUCCCGCAACUCGUCCCGCAAGUCCAACAACUCGCUGCUUGUCAACAACGGCAAGUUGCAAGAAGAGAUAAGACAGAUCGUCAGGAAGCAGAGCACGAUAGACGUCCACUCGGUUAAAGUCAGCCUUAAGGACAUCGUUUGCUAUCUAUCACUGCUGGAGGCUGGCACGCCCGAGGACAAAUUGGAGUUUAUGUUCCGGCUGUACGACACCGACGGCAAUGGAGUCCUCGACACGAACGAGAUGGACUGCAUCGUCAACCAAAUGAUGAACGUGGCCGAGUACCUCGGCUGGGACGUGUCGGAACUAAAACCGAUCCUCCAGGACAUGAUGAUAGAAAUAGACUACGACGCGGACGGUACGGUGUCGCUGCAGGAGUGGAAGCGCGGUGGCCUGACGACCAUACCCCUCCUCGUGCUCCUCGGCCUCGACACCAACGUCCGCGAGGACGGCACCCAUCUGUGGAGGCUCAAGCACUUCAGCAAGCCCGCCUACUGCAACCUGUGCCUCAACAUGCUCGUCGGCCUCGGCAAGAAGGGCCUCUGCUGCGUUCUGUGUAAAUACACGGUGCACGAGCGGUGUGUACAACGAGCGCCGGCCUCGUGCAUAGCAACCUACGUUAAGAGCAAAAAGACGUCCCAGACGAUGGUUCAUCACUGGGUGGAGGGCAAUUGUCACGGCAAGUGCUCCAAGUGCAGGAAAACUAUCAAGAGCUACAACGGCAUAACUGGCCUGCACUGCAGAUGGUGUCAAUUGACGUUGCACAACAAGUGCGUGUCGCAAGUGAAGGCCGAGUGCACCCUUGGGGAGUACGCGACUCACAUACUGCCGCCCACGGCCAUCUGCCCCAUCGUACUCGAUCGGCAGCGAUCGUUAUCGCGCGACAGCAAACGGGGCAGCAAACACUGCCAGGAAUCCUCGAUGACUUGCUCGAGACUAUUUUCACAGGGGAGCUACCUGUCGGCGGGCUCGGGUUCCCAGCAGCAGCCGGCUAUGUCCUUCCAGAUAACACCACCGCCAAAUACCGUGCCCCUACUCGUGUUCAUCAAUCCAAAGUCUGGUGGCAGACAGGGCGAGCGUAUGCUCAGGAAGUUCCAGUUCAUCCUGAACCCCAGGCAGGUGCACAAUCUCGCCACGGGAGGGCCCAUGCAGGGCUUGCAGAUGUUCAAGGAUGUGGAGAAUUUUCGGGUGAUCUGUUGCGGGGGCGACGGCACCGUUGGCUGGGUGCUCGAGACCAUGGAUCGGGUUCAGUUCGAGCAUCAGCCCGCUGUCGCGGUCAUACCCCUCGGAACGGGGAACGAUCUGGCCCGGUGUUUGCGCUGGGGUGGCGGCUACGAGGGCGAAGCCAUCCACAAGCUCCUUAAGAAAAUCGAGAAGGCGACGCCCGUGAUGAUGGAUCGGUGGCAGAUAGACGUCGCCAACGAGGAGGAGGCGAAAAAGACGCAGCAAAACACCAUACCGUACAACAUAAUCAACAACUACUUCUCGAUAGGCGUCGACGCGGCGAUUUGCGUCAAGUUUCACCUCGAGCGCGAAAAGAAUCCGGAAAAAUUCAACAGCCGCAUGAAGAACAAGCUCUGGUACUUUGAGUAUGCGACGACCGAGACAUUCGCCGCCAGUUGCAAAAACCUCCACGAGGACAUCGAAAUAAUCUGCGAUGGAGUCCCGCUCGAUUUGGCCCACGGUCCGCCACUGCAGGGCGUGGCGUUGCUCAACAUUCCCUUCACCCACGGCGGCUCCAACCUGUGGGGCGAGCAUCACUCGAAGCACCGGCUGGGCAAGCGAAAAAAACGCCCCGACAAGGAGCUCAGCACCAGCAGCUUCAACUCGAUCGACCUCACCGCGGCUAUUCAAGACAUCGGCGACAACCUGAUCGAGGUGAUCGGUCUGGAGAACUGCCUGCACAUGGGCCAAGUGAAAACGGGACUGCGGGCCUCGGGCAAACGACUCGCCCAGUGCAGCAGCGUCCAAAUAACAACGACCAAGCGCUUCCCCAUGCAGAUCGACGGCGAGCCCUGGAUGCAAGAGCCCUGCACGAUAAACAUCACGCACAAGAAUCAGGUGCCAAUGCUGAUGGCCCCGCCGCCCGAGAAGCGCAAAGGGUUCUUCCGGUUCCUCAAGAGGUGAACUCUCUACUAGCCAAACUACUACCACUACUAUAUAGGUACAAUUACCUAUAUACGCGCAUACACACAGUGUACAUAGUAUAAGCCGUGGGAAGAAUCGAAUUGCUUCCCAAAAUGAUGUAUAUGUAUAGUUUCGCGAGCGCUCGGCUUUAUCGGAGAUGCAAAAAAAAAAAACGCAAAGCGAUUUCGUGUUUUAA